Messenger RNA from Zasmidium cellare ATCC 36951, 1380 nucleotides. RefSeq lists its product as uncharacterized. Bases 1 to 1380 code for a protein of 459 amino acids. Gene Ontology annotation, molecular function: lyase activity. Lineage: Eukaryota; Fungi; Ascomycota; Dothideomycetes; Mycosphaerellales; Mycosphaerellaceae. The transcript has 4 exons. The record is from RefSeq and is a predicted model, not a curated record.
AUGUCGCCGAUUCCUCUGAGCGUCCAACUUGCAGAGAAGCUCUCUACCAUCAGUAUCGCAACAGCAUCCAGAGAGGAAGUCAGCCUUGUUGUGCAAGCGUUUGUGGAUACGAUCGGCUGUAUCCUUAUCGGCAGACAGUACCCAUCGGUCAGAACCGUGUCCAAGAUAUUUGGUCAGCCGCCAGGAAAGUCUUUGAUCAUAGGCGCUGGCUCUCAGCGAACCACAGACUUAGACGCCACUGUAAUCAAUGGUGUUGCGAGUCAUGUAGUCGACUACGACGACAUGGUGGAUGGCAGCCAUCCCUCGGUGACUCUGGUUCCAGUAAUUCUAGCCCUUGCAGAGGAACUGGACUCGCCUGGUGAAGACAUUCUCAACGCCUACAUCGCCGGCUUUGAGACUCACCAGCGCCUCUUGCGAGUUCUUUUCCCCCAUCACUAUAAUAACGGGUGGCACCCGACAGCUACUAUGGGCACGUUUGCAGCCGCUAGCGCAUGUGCAAGCCUGCUGAAGUUCGAUAUUACGCAGACCGCGACUACGCUUUCGGUCGCAGCAAGUAUGGCAUCAGGAAUUAAAGCCAAUAUCGGGACGAUGGUAAAAUCCUAUCACGUUGGUCAGUGUGGCCGCAAUGGACUUCUCGCAGCGACUCUCGUGAAGAAUGGAUUUGAUGCGAACCUAACCGCUCUCGAACAUCCGGCUGGCUUCUUUCACGCCUAUGACGGUCUGGACAAUGUUGAUCCUACCAGACUUUUGAGCGACUGGCCUAGAGGUCUGGCUAUCGCACGAGGACCAUGGUCGUUGAAGCCAUAUCCCUGCUGUGGCUCUACACACACAGCCAUUCGCGUAGCAUUUAAACUGCGUAAGGAACACAACCUCGACCUCUCACGCAUCCAGUCGAUCUUAGUGACGGUUCAUGAGGAUCGAAUCCCGCACACCAAUAGGCCCUUCCCAAAGUCCGCACUUGACUCGAAGUUCUCGAUACAGUACUCUACUGCCCGAGCCCUUGCCUCGGGAAAUGUUCGAUUGGCUCAUUUCGAGGGGACCGCCUAUCUGGAGGAUACUAUCCAACAGCUGCUUGGCAAAAUUACUGUUCAGGCCCGCCCGCAGAGCAAGAAUCGAGAUAUUAGCGAAAUCUGUGCCGGUUCUAUUCUAUUGACUAUGGACGACGGCAAAGAACUCUUUGCAGAGCUCCCGGGCUUCCUUGGGCCGGGUUCUACUGCGCCAUUUACUGAAGCUGAGCUAUGGGAGAAGUUCUCAGACUGUACUCGACUAGGUCUCGAUGAGAAAGUCAGCAGGCUACUCUUCGAUGAGCUGCUUAAAUUGCCACAGCAGCGGAGUCUCAAGGAUAUACUUUUGUUGUUGGAGCAGGCAAACUUGGCUUAG